Messenger RNA from Debaryomyces hansenii CBS767, 1632 nucleotides. RefSeq names its product Fcy24p (gene FCY24). The transcript has a single exon. Gene Ontology annotation, biological process: transmembrane transport. The coding region runs from base 1 to 1632 and encodes 543 amino acids. The record is from RefSeq and is a predicted model, not a curated record. Gene Ontology annotation, cellular component: plasma membrane; fungal-type vacuole membrane. Lineage: Eukaryota; Fungi; Ascomycota; Pichiomycetes; Serinales; Debaryomycetaceae. Gene Ontology annotation, molecular function: transmembrane transporter activity.
AUGCCAGGAACAAAGUCGGAAAAGGAUAUAGGAGAAGGCGAGCUGCAACUUGUUUCUUCAGCAGAAAGUUAUGAAAAAAGUAAAAGUAGCCAUUGGAUCUCAUGGGUAUAUAAAGUAGACUCAUUAGGAAUAGAAACUAGGGGUAUAGAAAGAGUGACGCCAGAAGAGAGAGAGUUGUUAUCACAGAAAAAGAAACAUUCAAAGAUUAGACAAUUUCUUAAUGUUUUGGGAUUAUGGGUAGCAGCAUGCGGUGGUUUGACGUCAAUGUCAUCCUUUUUUCUACCAACACUAUUAUUUUACUUGAAUUUUCGUGAUUCUCUAGUUAGUGGCCUUGUUUCCUUGAUUGUAGGUUGUCUUGUCCCUGCCUACUGUUCAACAAUGGGCGCAAAAUCAGGAUGCCGUCAAAUGGUUACGGCUAAGUUCUUAUUUGGAUGCUGGGGUGUUAGAAUAGUAGCAAUUAUUGUAAUAAUUAGCAGCCUUGGAUGGUCAGUAGUCAAUUGUGUUUUGGGAGGUGAAGUGCUUGCUGCACUUUCUGGAGUUCCAUUAUCAGUAGGUGUAGUGAUUAUAUCUAUUAUAAGUUUGGUGGUAGCCGUUUUCGGUAUUAAAAUAGUCCUCAGAUUUCAAAAUAUUAUUGCAAUUCCUAUAACAAUAGCUUCGAUUUUGUUCUACGUGGUCGUAUGUAAAAAAUAUGAUUAUAUUAAUAUUACAAAUGAAAUGCUUGCAAAGGAAAAUCAAUCCGCAGCGACCGUCAGAGGGAACUGGCUUUCAUUCUUUACAAUCGGUUAUUCUGUCACCGCAACAUGGGGCGCAGGUGCUUCUGACUAUUAUAUUUUGUUCCCCGAGAAUACUCCGUCGUGGCAAGUUUUUUUGAUAACCUUCAUAGGUAUAUCAGUGCCCACUACAUUCGUUGCCUUAAUUAGUAUAAUUUGUGGUACAAUUGCUUAUUCGUAUAAGCCAUGGAAUGAUGCAUACCUAGAGUUUGGAGUUGGGGGACUAAUUAAUGAGGCUUGCAAACCAUGGGGAAACUUUGGCAAACUUAUUGUUGUGCUUUUAUAUAUUUCAUUAGUGUGCAAUAAUAUUAUGAACACAUAUUCAAGUGCAUUUGAAUUCCAAUUGAUUGAUCCUAAAUUAGCCAGUAUUCCAAGGUGGUGCUGGGCAAUAUUAUGCACCAUGAUAUAUCUCGUUAUAUCUUUGGUCGGUAGAGAGCACUUGUUCACAAUUUUAGGAAACUUUUUGCCUAUGUUAGCCUAUUGGAUUUCCAUGUACAUUACAAUUCUUCUUGAAGAAAAUUUCAUUUUUAGACGUCCAAAAAGCACUCGAAAGUUGCAUUAUAGAGAAUUUGAAAAGGAUGCAACAGAGGAAACAGAGCAAUCGAAUAGGGAAGAUUAUUUAUAUAAUUGGGAUUGUUGGAAUAAGCCUCGUCUGAUAACAUUCGGAAUUGCAGCACUUGUGUCAUUUGCAAUAGGAAUAGUGGGUGCCGUCGUAGGUAUGAACCAAGUUUAUUGGCAAGGAUGGAUUGCUAGAAAUAUUGGAGACUAUGGUGGGGACAUUGGAUUUUGGAUAUGUAUGGCCUUUACUGGUAUAACAUAUCCAUUUUUAAGAUACAUGGAACUCAAGUGUUACGGAAAAUAG